AUGCAGGAUUAUGAGGCGGUAAUGAACCCAGCGACGUUCGAGUAUCCGACCUCGUCCUCCUCCGUCUCAGGCACAUCCGAGCUUUUUAGCUCAACUUUUGCCAUCCUCUCCGACUCAGCGCCUUCUUAUGUGGAACCGCAAUGGGUGACACCGGAGAAAUUACCCGGUUAUUACUACGAGACGCAACCGACUGAGUUCACCCAACUACAGGCCUAUGACAACAGUGUUGAUCUGAGAUUUGACGCUUAUCGAACAGCAGCCACAGCAGCUGGUCUUCAUGCCUAUGACCAAUACAAUCCAGUUGUUUCUCUCCCUGUUGUCCCUUCUCAACUAAAUGUCGCCUCAUAUUUGGAUCAAAGUCUUUUAAGACAACCGGAGCCUCUUCACGUUUACACCCAUCAGUCACAAGCGGGCACCGCUUUCCAACCGGUUUCUUCGCAUUCGAUCAAUACCCUACCCGUUGUGCCCUCACCGGCCACAUCAAUCUCUCAAAGGCCAACAUCAUCCACGUCGAACAACAGUGUCACUCCUCCCCAUCACAACAAUAACAAUCAAUCGACACCGCCACAAAGCGAGAGUCCGCUUGAAACGAUUCCUCUAGCAGCAACUGAGCUUGAUGACGAUGAGCGUGUGAUGUGUAUGGCAUGUCGUGGUGUUUAUCCAUCAAGGAGAAGUCUUACCGGACAUAUCGGUAGAAAUGAGAAAUGCCGAGAGAUUAUCGGUCGCAACUAUCUCGAACAACUUGCUGUAGCUGGAAAUGGUGAAGGACGAGCAUCAGCAGUCAUCCCUCCACCACCAGGCACCGAGUCGGCCAAAGCGGGUGCGAUCGUGAAUGGAACUGAUGGAUUAUCACCAAUUUGUCCGUAUUGUGAUCGAUUCAUUUCGCAUUACAAGGGCAAUAUCCGUCGCCAUAUCAAUCAAUGUGGAAAGACUGGUGGCAAACGUCCAAAAGCCCCUAAGGGUAAAGAUGGAAAGAGGAAAAGAAGUGAAGAGAGCACGAAUGGAGAAUGGUCAUCACCGGAACCCAUUCAAAUGCAACACAGCAAUCAUCAGAGCUAUGAUGCGCCAAUGCCCCCAAUGCUCCCAGUGAUGUCCCCUCCAUCAAUGUUAUUGCCAUCCGUACCUCAACAACAAAUGGAGAUUGUUCAACCACCUCCAUUAAUGAAUUCAAUCAUCUCACACCCCCAACCCUCCCAUCAUUCUCUUCAAUCGUUAGAAGUGAAAACCUCAGCUACUCUUGUGCCUGGAAUGAAAAAAGAGAGCGAAAUCCCAGACGAUCCCUAUUUAUGUCCAUUUUGUGACUUCUUGACCGUCUACAAAGGAAACAUGAAACGUCACAUGAAUACCUGCCACAUUAAUGAACCUGACUGUAAGGAUCACAAAUUGGACAAGAUGAAAGCCUCAGUUCUGGGUGUAGAUCCGGCGACACUAAUGGAGAAAAUUAACGCACACAAGGCUAAUUCAACAAGAGGUCGACGACCAAAGAAGAAGGACGGCCAAUCAGGGGAAACGAGAACGAGCGAGAGUCAAGCGAGACAACAAACACAUCAACAACUACCAAUUGCAACACAUUUAGAACCAUUUCAACAUCAUCAUAUGUAUCAAAUGAACAAUCCUUUUAUGGGAAUGCACCAUGUGAGAAUGGGUGGAAUGUUGGAGUACGAUGAGAUGGGAUGCCCGGCGGAUCCGUAUGUCUACCCACUCGGUCUAAUCGCUCGUCCUUUACCCGGUCUCGGCGAUGAUCCAAGUGAUCCCCUUCAAGCCACAAUCAAUCACGUUGUCGAUGCUCAUCGUUUA
This is a messenger RNA of Mesorhabditis belari, 1797 nucleotides long. The record is from the annotation of a GenBank genome assembly. NCBI's taxonomy places the organism in Eukaryota, Metazoa, Nematoda, Chromadorea, Rhabditida, Rhabditidae.